CUUUGUAUACAUCGACGAGGUCCUCAAGAUAGCGGAGAGUGGUGUCACUCGCGAGCUUCCAGGGAACUACCCCUAUGCGGUGAAGAAGCACUAUGCUCUGCGUUUCACAAAAGAUUGGGAUGGGCCCGCCCGGCGAUUAUUUACAAGAUUGGAGAAUAUCUUCAAAGCAGAGCUGAAGAAACUUGUACAACAGCACUCUUCUAGAUUCUCUGCUGGUGGAUUGCACUAUAAAGUCCUUCAACGUACUAUGGAAAAGUUGCAAGAGUGCAUUGCUCUGGAGCAGGAGGAGCCGAUGACCUCCAACGAACAUUAUUUAGAGGACUACAAGGCUAAAUAUAUGGCACGAUAUAAAGCAGUAUUGAGAACUCAUACUCAACACGAAGGAGAGCUCCAGAAAUUCAUGGAAGGUAAAUUUCAAGGCUCAGAGAUGAUGCAGACCACUCUCCAAAAUCUACAAGCAAUGGGUUUACCUGCGAACGAAGAUGCUCUGAUGCGGUUGCUCCCUCCUAACCCAAUUGAUAAUGCACUUCAAAUCAUGGCUGAAUUUGCCUUUAAGCGAUUUGUAGACUAUGUUCCUAUGAUUAUUGACUACGAGUUGUUCAAAGGAUUUGAAAGGACGAUGAACAAUGCGUUUGUCAAGGGUCUUGAACUUGGAGAAUCCCAGCUCAGGGAACGCUUCGCGGCGUACCUCGAGCAGGAUCCCGAGCUUGUAGAGCGGCGAGAGACCCUCAAGCGGGAUUACAGUCGCUUUGAAAGUGCCUUAGAGGAUCUUCAGAACAUACCAGGAUUUUCUCUCUCAUCAGAUAAUUCUGAUGACCUUGUAUACUUCCUUCAAGCUCAUACACGAACCAUACUUUCUAAUGCUUUCGAGUCGGACCAUUUACGGCUGACGUUUUUGACUCAAUUGAGUGGUGCGCAAAGCUUGGUUUCCACCCCCACCUUCAAUGUUGUGGGCAAUUAUCUCGACGACCUGAGCAUCGUCAACGCCUUUCGGGCUCACCAACUAGUCUUAGUCGUCUGGUACAACGACAUUACUGCCAACAACUUCACAAAUAUACCGCUCUCGAUGGUGGUCCACGAUAGUCGCGUUCGUAACGAGAGUCAUAAGGCCGAGGGUCGUAUUGGCGUUCAUCUGGGAGUAGAUUUAAAACAAUUACAGAAGAGGGUAUUUCUUUCUUACAAUCAGGGCGCUUGGGAGGUCCAUAGUAGCGGCCGGGUGUCGGC
Acaulospora colombiana is the source of this 1224-nucleotide messenger RNA. The record is from the annotation of a GenBank genome assembly. Lineage: Eukaryota; Fungi; Glomeromycota; Glomeromycetes; Diversisporales; Acaulosporaceae.